Messenger RNA from Betta splendens (Siamese fighting fish), 3286 nucleotides. It is a transcript of the gene tnfaip8l1, whose product is annotated as tumor necrosis factor, alpha-induced protein 8-like 1. Bases 718 to 1278 code for a protein of 186 amino acids. The record is from RefSeq and is a predicted model, not a curated record. Gene Ontology annotation, biological process: regulation of apoptotic process. The transcript is spliced from 3 exons. Gene Ontology annotation, cellular component: cytoplasm. NCBI's taxonomy places the organism in Eukaryota, Metazoa, Chordata, Actinopteri, Anabantiformes, Osphronemidae.
ACUCAACGCCGCGUUAAUUAAUUGAGAUUAGGACACGCAUGUUGAUCUAAUUACGGCUAUCAGAGCUUACACUGUGCCAUAUGUGCUAUUUAACGAGUCAAUAUAUCCUUCUGUACAUGACAGAGAGGUUCCUGCUCAUUGUUCCCCGAGCACUAUUUCCUCUGGGAAAUUUCCAGCCUUGGGACUGGGAACUGGACAAGGAUAAUUACUGGAAGCCCUAAUGGGGGCAGGGACAGCGCUGGCUGUAAAAGCGCCUUUCUUCUGGUUUGAUUGGGCCGGUCCUUUCCUCUCGUUUCUCCUUCAUUGGCCAAAGCCGCGAUCAAUCUGUUCAUUUCCAGAUCCCCCUCAAGUUUGAAACUUUUUUUUUUUUACGAGGCGAGGGAAUCGGGUUACAGCGAACUCUUGUAACCGAUCUCACGGCGGCCGAGUGAAGAAAACACUCUUUCAAUAAUUUACACAUCUGUGCCUCCUCCACGGCCGCAUUAAGACACAGGGAAGCAGCGGCAGGAAGACGCGCGUUCAACCGCACGAAGAGCGGAGACACUGCAACGAAAACACGCAGCGACGCCGCUUCCCCCCGCGAGCUGCCCACGAUGAAGACUUGAGCUCCGGUCCGGAUUAAGUUGUCAUCCAGUCGGACGAACGCUGCCGAGUCCCGCCGCGCCGAGAGAGAGAGAGCGAGGGAGAGGGAGAGGUGGGGGAGAGAGAGAGUUAAUCAUGGACUCCUUCAGCACCAAGAGUCUAGCCCUUCAGGCCCAGAAGAAGCUGAUGAGCAAGAUGGCCACCAAGAGCAUGGCCAACCUCUUCAUCGACGACACCAGCAGCGAGGUGCUGGACGAGCUGUACCGCGUCACCAAGGAGUACACCCGCAACCGCAAGGAGGCCCAGAAGAUCAUCAAGAACCUGAUCAAGAUGGUGGUGAAGCUGGGGGUGCUCUACAGGAACAACCAGUUCAACGGCGAGGAGCUGAUCCUGGUGGAGAACUUCAGGAAGAAAGUCCACACGCUGGCCAUGACGGCGGUCAGCUUCCACCAGAUCGAGUUCACCUUCGACCGCCGCGUGAUGAGCGCCAUCUUGAACGAGUGCCGCGAGCUGCUGCACCAGGCCAUCAGGCGUCACCUGACGGCCAAGAGCCACUCGAGGGUCAACCACGUCUUCAAUCACUUCGCCGACUGCGACUUCCUGGCGGCGCUGUACGGGCCCGCCGAGGUCUACCGCGCCCACCUGCAGAGGAUCUGCAACGGCGUCAACAAGAUGCUGGACGAAGGGAACCUCUGACCUCCGCUGGCCUCGGCGUCGGGCGCCGUCACCUCUAGUCAGCCCUCGCGUAACACCUUACAGGGUUUCCUCCUUUUUUAUUUUUGGACAAAAACGAACACUUGUGUUUGUCAUUGUUGGUUUUGCAUUUGCGUGUGCCUUUCACAUAUUACUGUAACACUGAAAUUCCCUUGACUAGUUUGUCCAAAGUCUGUAUCUUCUCCAGUCUGAUUUUCUAAUGAAUGUAUACUUCAAUGCCUUUGUCAGUAUCUACAAAAGAACCUGUGCCUUUAAAAUGUACCUUUGUCACAUCCAUUCAUUCGAGGGCACGACUUGUCGUCUUAAUCCAAGCAGUGACUCCAGGCCUUCAGUUCCAUCUCUACUUGGUGCCCUUUUUAUGGAUUAAAUGUUAUUGGAAGCACCUGGAGAGGAGACAAGUGUUAAUUUCCGCCUUUUCCGUAUAUUCAAGGAUAGGAAGAGGUGAUUGUCUAUUUCCUGAAACUCGUGUUGCACUUGGUCCUUAGCAGGCGCUGUACUGAAUUCCUAUCCAUAUGAAGCGAUCCUGCUUAGCCUGCGUUUAACCGCUCUCACCGUCAUGCACUGAACUUUACAGAGAGGCCGGGCCUUUGUUUAAAAGCGCCCAUAAAGCCAGUUCUGCUUGUAAUAGUCUGGUUUAUAGCCACCAGAACAAAGAUGAAGUGUUUGGGUCAUAGCGGGGUCGUAAACAUGAAGGAAUGUGAUGUACUGUGGCGGAGUUCUGUUCGCUCUGUGCCGACCCGGCUGCCUCGCUGCUCGCGGGAGAAGCUCUCGUCAGUAUAGACGUACAGUAGGAGCCCGGGGUCACCCGCGUCCAGGUCCGACAGCGUUGCUUCAGGCUCAUCCUCAAAUCGCCAAAACUACGGUUUGAACUCUGACAGACCCAAACCAAAGAGACUCCCCGCGAGCAGCCAGAUAGAAUACUGACGAAAGCCGCGGCUUAGUUCCUAUGAAAAGCGCCAGGCAGAGCACAGAUUAGAGCAGAGACAAACACAGCACCUGAUUGUACUCCCCUAUAGCAAUUAUAGCUCCCUGCGCUGGGGUGGUAGAAUGGUCUGCAGCCUGCGUCUGUUGACCAGCCACUUGAUUACACACACACACACACACACAAGCUCCGUGUUGUGUGAUUGAGAUAUCAUCUGUUUGUGCGAUGCAGUGCUUUAACGGACUGAGAGAUGUUGUGUGUUUUCCUUGUAAAGGAGCAUAUGAAUGGUUACUACUAGCGCUCUCCAACCUCACAUAAUAGCUGUCUAUCCAUUUUUUUGUUUCCCUCUAUAUGUUUUGUAUCACAGAGCUUGUCAGGGAGAUGGUUUUGUGCGGCGGCUUCAUUUUGUAUUCUGUGUGUGUGUGUGUGUGUGUGUGUCUACACCUGUGAGAGAAUUGGAAAUUGAGCCGUGUAAUAAGCGCUGUGCUUUUCCAGACAGGAUUGCUGAAACUUUAACUUCAUCCUCAGCUGCUCUGCCAAAGAAAAGAAUCGACUGAUGUUGGACAAACCGUAGCCUUUUUCUAGAGGAACACUUCAGCGUGCACUUGAUUAUUAUAGCCACACUAAUGAUAAUAAAGAUGAUGUGGGUGGCUGAUGUGGUUUUUCACUUUUUUCACCUUUUUUAAUUCUUAAAUGAAUUUCCUGAGCACGUUCUUAUUAUUUAGCCCUGUUGAGUCUGACUGCAUCAUCUUUGGAAGCUUUAAACUAAAUCCUUUUCCCAAGUCCCCUAAACAGUUGGCUUUAAUUGUCUUUGGAUGCCAUUUUCUCCAAUCCCUAAACAUCUCAGGGUUAGUUUAAAUCUCUUGGUUUAAAAUCCAUGACCAUAGAAAGAUUAAGAACCUCUACAGCUGCCGCACUUCUUUUACUAAAGCUCUCAAAUGAGGCAUAUUUGUCAUGUACUUUUAAAAUUCACAAAUGUUUUUAUUUUCACUUCUGUACAUAUGAUUGUUUUCGUGUAUUGUAUCCAGACACCACAAAUAUAAUACAGUUUACUUUUUCAAAACAAUA